Naegleria fowleri is the source of this 1785-nucleotide messenger RNA. RefSeq lists its product as uncharacterized. Lineage: Eukaryota; Heterolobosea; Eutetramitea; Acrasida; Naegleriidae. Gene Ontology annotation, molecular function: nucleic acid binding; 3'-5'-RNA exonuclease activity. The transcript has a single exon. The coding region runs from base 1 to 1785 and encodes 594 amino acids. The record is from RefSeq and is a predicted model, not a curated record. Gene Ontology annotation, biological process: exonucleolytic trimming to generate mature 3'-end of 5.8S rRNA from tricistronic rRNA transcript (SSU-rRNA, 5.8S rRNA, LSU-rRNA).
AUGCUCUAUCAACAUCGUCAAGCCACCACCACAUCAACUACGAACAAAACACCUCCACAAUCACGUGGUGGCCACUCUCAACAACAAUUGAUUCCUCAUACCAAUCCGAAUGCGAUGGAUACUACAUGCUCAUCUCCAACCAUCUCCAGUGAUAGCGGAAACAAUGAAAGUCAGGAUAGAUCAUCCUCCUCUCUGGAGAACAGUAGUGCAUCUUCCUCUUCCAACCUCUUGAUUACAGCCAGUGGUAUUGAUGGAAGUGAAGAAGAUGGCUGCAUGUUCCCGAUUGAAGUUAAUGAUGACACCAAUAAUCAACAACAACAGCAUCAUCAUCAUUUUAGGAGAUAUAACAACAACAAUAUUUCGAGAUCUAACAACAAUGGUAACAGACCAUCAAACAAGUCAUCAAACCGAUACUCGCCACGAUAUGGAAACAAACGGAACAAUGGACCUAAUGCCUCACUAAACAACAACAACAAACAAUACACAAAGAGCCCAAGAUCGAGAUCUUACAUUGAUUUCGAGCAGUUCCAACAACAAAAUCAGCAGUUAUUUGAAUCUCACGAACCUCGUCACAGAUAUGACUAUUUGGUUAUUAUUGACUUUGAGGCCACCUGUGACACUGGCUUAAAUCCAACAAUCACGAGAGAUAAUCAAGAGAUGAUUGAAUUUCCUUUCGUGGUCGUUGACUUAUCAACAGCUGAAAUUAUUCACAAGGAACGCUAUUAUGUCAAGCCAACCAUGACCACAUCAUUAACACCUUUUUGUGUGCAAUUGACCGGAAUAACAGACGAAAUUUUACAAAAAGAAGGUAUUUCUCUGGAGGCUGCUCUUCAAAAUUUCCAUUACUAUAUCAAAGACACCUUCUUAAACACAGGAAAAAGCUUUUGCAUUCUGACUGACAGUGAAUGGGACAUUAAGGGGCUGUUAAUCAGGGAAGCCAAAACAAAAGGCAUUUUCUUCGAACCUUACUUUAGAACCUUCUAUGAUUUAAGAAAAGAGUAUGUGAAGUGUUAUCCCUACGCAAUUGUGCGUGGUCUUAGAUCAAUGGUUGAACAAUCACGAAUUGAUUUCAUUGGUAGACACCAUUCUGGCCUCUGUGACUGCUUUACUAUUGCAGAAAUUGUGAAGAAAUUGUUAAACGAUGGCCAUAUUUUCGACGAACCAGUUACUGUUUCAGAAUAUUAUGAUCCAUUUAGGGAUAAUACUUUUGGUGAAUUUAUUCAAUCUUACCGACCACUUUUAAACACUCAAGAUUACUUGGAAAUCGAAGCCUCUCUUUCUCCUAACAGAAGAAAUCGAGCUCUCUCACAAUCAAUGAAUUCUAGUCCAAUGACUCCAUCCAGUUACUCUUCUUCCGUUACUGCUGACAGUGCUCCACCAAAUCUCGAGGAACGACGUGGAAGAUCUCAAAGCAUGGCACCACCUCUAUCAAGGACAUAUGCUCUCUCUGAUAAGAGUUCCACCAGCAGUUCUAGCAGCUCGUCUCCAAACGAAGACUUUUUUAUCUCACAAAAUGUAUUAUCCACAAGUAGCAAUGACUUACUGAAUUCCUCAACGAUAGAAGAAGAGCAAACAGAGGUAUUCUUGAAUCCUCUCAGUGAAAAUGCAUCUAAGGAAAAUACUCAACAAUUUACCUCUUAUUCAGCCAAUUAUAGAGGAAAGCAUUUCCAUAGCAGUUCUUCUCCUGAUCAGUACAAGAAACGAAGUAAUAACAAGAAAUACUAUUCGAAACGAUCUAUCUCAUCGGCUUCCAAUAGCCCUCCCCAACACUAUUCAUACCACUAA